This is a messenger RNA of Trichomonas vaginalis G3, 441 nucleotides long. RefSeq lists its product as uncharacterized. The transcript has a single exon. Bases 1 to 441 code for a protein of 146 amino acids. NCBI's taxonomy places the organism in Eukaryota, Parabasalia, Trichomonadida, Trichomonadidae. The record is from RefSeq and is a predicted model, not a curated record.
AUGAUAUACGAUUUUUCAUCAGAUGUACCAGACCUCUCAUCAAAAAUGAAGAUACCCCAGAACAUUAGAGACUACGAAACGAUUCAGCAUCGAAUGAAAUUGAAUCAAGAAAAACUUGGCUUCGUCGCAGCAUACAUUGAUAGAUAUUUUGAGACCCAUGUAACUACAGCGAUUCUCAUUUCCUUAGCCAAAAUUCUCAUCAACAAGUUCGAUCUCAAAUUGGAUCGUUUGGCAAAACGCAACAGAUCAGCUCUCCUUUGCUGGUAUGCAGAAAAUUGGGAUCUUAUUCUACCAUAUCUCAGGCAAGGUAAACCAAGUUUCAUCAAAUCCACACUCGUUUCUCCAAAUUAUUCAAUAUCAGAUCAAAAAUUUGGAGAAAAUCACAAUUUAAACGAUGAUUUUGAUCCAUCAGACAUCAACCAUUUACUUAAUAACCACUGA